UUAUUUUGCCACAACAAACAUGGCAGGCCGAACAAAGCGGCGCUGUAAAGGCUUUUUGAUCGUGUGGCGCCAAUCUCGUUGGUUUCGUCUUUUCGGCACUCGAUGACUUGAUGAUGUUCCGCAGAUAGCCAAGAUAGCUCUGUCAAGCGGUUGCAUGAACGACUCAUCUGGUCGUUUGGACAUGUCAUUAGCACGGGCGAUCUCUUCCUUCUAAAGAGUCCGAGGGCUCAACAAACUAGGUACCAUGGACGCAUCAGAAAAGGCUCUUCAUGAGGCGUUCGUGACAUCCAAAGGUAGCUGCGAUCCUCUGGAGCUCUUGCUUGUUGGCGGCCUGUUAAUGUACAGCACCGUUCUGCACGCAACGCUUGCGCAGUUGCCUCCCAUCAAAACAUUAAGGAAAAACAUCUGGUUUUCUGCAAGCCUUGCCAUCUUUGUCCAGUGCGUGCCGUUCAUUUUGUCCUUCACUAUUCUUGCCGACUAUUGGGCUUGCUUAGUGUUCACAGUGGUCGCCCUUGCAUUUGGAAUACGACUUUCACAGCGUCUGUUUGACCAGUGCACCUCAACGAAAAGCCAGGGGAAGAAGUUGGUUAGAAAGAGAAGUGUUGCCAAAGUUGCACCCCACGACUACCCUGGACUAAGCUCGGGUCGUGCACAAGUCAUUCUAAUGACCAUCUUUGGAAUUUUGGCUGUGGACUUUCCAACUGUACCCCGGUACUUUGCCAAGACUGAGAAGACGGGAUUCAGUCCCAUGGACCUGGGUGUUGGUGCAUUUGUAAUAAUUGUGGCCAUCAGUUCUCGAGAGGCCAAGAACAGCCUUCCUGCAGAGCGCCUGAAAAAUGUGUGCAAAGCCGUGCGUGGCAGCGUGGCCCUUGUCAUAUUGGGGAUGGUACGUCUGUUCAUGGUGACGGUCCUCAACUACCAAAACCCUGUUCAUGAAUAUGGUGUCCACUGGAACUUCUUUUUCACACUAGCAAGCACCAGGAUUUUGACAUCACUGGUGUACGCGACUGUGCCUAUUCAUAUGGACUGGGUAAUUGCUGUUGCCCUGGGUUGCGUAUAUGAAGCCUGCCUGCUGUUCACUCCACUGGCAUUAUUCCUGGACAGCGACGACCGGUCAGGUUUCCUGGCAGCAAACAAGGAAGGCCUUGCAUCCAUUGCUGGCUAUGUGGCACUCCACUUGGCUGCUGCAGCAACGGCAAGAACCCUGGGUUAUAAGCCACGGAACACUGCUCGUGACUGGAUCAGGACGGGACUGCAGGCUACUGGAGCGAGUGGUGCUGCUUUUGUAGCAACGUACAUCAUGCACACCGCAGUGGAUCCCGUUUCGAGGAGACUGGCAAAUGUCUCCUACUGCCUGUGGAUGUACUCACUUGGGACAUUCGCAUUGGCCAUGAGUGUCGUGGUCACAUUCCUUCGUGUAGCAUUGCUACCUCGCGACGCACACAUAGACUACAAUCUUUUUGCUGUGGCCAACACUGACAACAGCGAUGUUGACAUACUCUGGAAAAGCAUCAACUACAAUGGGAUGGCCGUGUUUCUCCUUGCAAAUAUUUUGACUGGACUAGUUAAUGUCUUCUUUCAUCCAAGGACUGCCACUGAUACUGUGUGCGUGGUUACACUGGUUGGUUAUAUUUAUGCUGUGUGUAUGUUUGCUGUAAUCUUGCAUCGCAAGAGGAUGAAGUUGAAGCUGCCAUUUACAUGAAUUUGCCUGUUUUACUUCAGAUUUGUACAAAUAAAGCAGUAAAGCCCUUUCCUU
This is a messenger RNA of Rhipicephalus sanguineus (brown dog tick), 1756 nucleotides long. RefSeq names its product phosphatidylinositol-glycan biosynthesis class W protein. The transcript has 8 exons. Gene Ontology annotation, biological process: protein localization to plasma membrane; GPI anchor biosynthetic process. Gene Ontology annotation, cellular component: endoplasmic reticulum; membrane. Gene Ontology annotation, molecular function: glucosaminyl-phosphatidylinositol O-acyltransferase activity. The coding region runs from base 245 to 1702 and encodes 485 amino acids. The record is from RefSeq and is a predicted model, not a curated record. NCBI's taxonomy places the organism in Eukaryota, Metazoa, Arthropoda, Arachnida, Ixodida, Ixodidae.